AUCAUAUGAAAUAUCUAUAGCUAUCUAUCUAUAUAUACAUGUGAAUUAAAAGAACACAGAAUAGAGAAAGUAGAAAACAAGAGAGACAUGAGAUAAAUAAUACAAUUUUGUGUAAAAUCGCAUCAAUUUUUUAGUAGUAACAGUGAAAUGAACUAAUAAAUUAACUAAUAUACAAUAUAAGGAAUGAACUAAUAUUGAUUAAGGAUACAAAAUGGACAAGUGAAUGAUAUCAAUAAUUGAAACGUUUAAUUAAUAUAUCAACAAUUUAACAUUUCAUAUUUAAUCUUGAAUUAGCUUAAGGACAGUUUAUAUAUUGUAAUAAUGAAGGUAAUGUUUAUUAAAAUACGGUUCUUUCAUAUUACGCGCUAAAAUCCUUGAGAUACACGAGGCGAACCCCGUAGCGCGUUGUUGUGAUCUAACAUGGCGGAGUGUAGUGUUGUGGCUGCUCAGUGUCUAUGUCAAUUUUAGAGUGAUCUUGCUUAAUAAGAAGGAAAGGAUUGCAAUGGUCGAUGAUCGCGAUAUCGAAAGAAAUCGAGUAAAGUAAUCGUGUACUUAUGAGUAUUUCUAUUACAAGAGGAUUGAGUUUAAUUUGGGUUUGGUUUCGUCGCGGGAAUCGUACACAGCGGUGAGAGAGCACGCAGAGUGCAGUCUUCCCAGCAACAAAAUUUUCUUCUGACCUUCUACAGACAACAAGCUGGUCUAUCCGAAUGACUCAACGAAUAAUCGAGAUUUAAUCGCGUUUCUUAUACACGACACGUGAUAACGAAAACGUGCACGACGUAAAGUUUUCCCGCGCGUCCUGAGAGGUUUUCUUGGCGCAAGAAUCAGGCUUAUGCAACGAAGAGCGCAUAAACAUCUAUUACGGUAAACAAUCUUAUCCCGUCAAUCAAACUUGAAGGGAUGUGAACUAAAUGACAGAUCAUCAUUGCCCGAAUUUUAUCUUAAUAAUUUUAGUAACGAAACUCUUAAUAUUUGUGUAACUUCGCUAAACGAGGUCUUUUAUAGAAUUAGUGGGAAAAACUAAGAAAGGACAUAUAGACUGAUGAAGUCUGUAGAAAUUGUCAACAAUUGUUAUUAGAAAUGAAUAAAGAUCCCUUAUGGUAUAUUUGUUAAUUAACAAUUACUUCAUUUGUUUUACCCAAGCUAUUUGGAAAAGCAAAUAAUCUUAUGUAUGUGAAUCGGGACGUUAAAAGAACCAUAUAUAUAUUUAAAGGUGUCUUUGUCUUGUAAAAUUAAUGUUGUAAUAAAAAGCCUUAAUGGGUUACAAAGGAGUAACUGACAGAUCGAUAUAUGCAGAUUUCAGUGCAUUUGUCGAUAUAUCAGAGAGUUGAGAAUCAUUCAUAAGUAUAUCUAAAAAGCCAAAGAGUUGGUGAAAUUUAAAGGGAUGCAAGGUAGCUGGUGAUAUUAUAAAAUAGUGUGUAUAAGUUAAUUUUUACAAUAUGACGGACACACGUAGAAGAGUGAAGUUAUAUGCACUUAAUGUUGAUAGACAAUGGGAUGAUCGUGGUACAGGUCACGUUUCUUCUUCAUAUAUAGAUAGACUGAAAGGAAUUUCACUUUUAGUCAGAGCAGAGAGUGAUGGUUCAGUUUUGUUGGAAAGUAGAAUACUACCUGAUACAGCAUAUCAGAAGCAACAGGAUACUUUAAUAGUUUGGUCAGAAGGAGAAAAUUUUGAUUUAGCCUUAAGUUUUCAAGAAAAGGCUGGCUGUGAUGAAAUUUGGGAGAAAAUAUGUCAGGUCCAAGGAAAAGAUCCAUCUGUUGAAAUUACCCAAGAUAUUGUCGAAGAGUCAGAAGAUGAACGGUUUGAUGAUAUGUCUGAUGCUGCUCCUCCAAUAGAAUUACCUCCGUGUGAGUUAAGUCGACUGGAAGAUAUUAAUGAACUUAUAGGAAAUUAUUUAUCUUCACAAACGAGGAAAGAUAAAUUAGCACUGGCUUUAGAAUCAGAAGGCUAUAUCAAAAAACUAUUAAAUCUGUUUCAUACUUGUGAAGAUUUAGAAAACAUUGAAGGAUUGCAUCAUUUGUAUGACAUAUUUAAAAAUAUUUUCCUACUUAAUAAGAAUACAUUAUUUGAAGUUAUGUUUAGCGAAGAUAUCAUUUUCGAUGUUGUUGGAUGUUUGGAAUACGAGCCAACAUUACCUCAGCCAAAGAGGCAUAGAGAAUAUCUUCGACAGUUAGCCAGAUUUAAGCAAGCAAUUCCUAUUACAAAUGCUGAAUUAUUAGCUAAAAUUCACCAGACGUAUCGAGUUCAAUACAUUCAGGAUGUAGUCCUACCGACUCCGAGCGUAUUUGAAGAUAAUAUGUUAAACACAUUGAGUAGCUUUAUAUUUUUUAAUAAGGUCGAGAUAGUGACCUUGAUACAGGAUGAUGAGAAAUUUCUUACUGAACUAUUUCACCAAUUAACUGACGAAGCAACAUCAGAUAGUAAGAGACGAGAUCUAGUUCUUUUCUUAAAAGAAUUUUGUAACUUUUCUCAGAAUCUACAACCACAAGGAAAGGAGGCCUUUUAUAAAACUUUAACAGCACUUGGUAUUUUACCCGCUCUAGAAAUUACUUUGGCAAUGAAUGAUGCCCAAACAAAAACAGCCAGUAUAGAUAUAUUGACUUAUAUUGUGGAAUAUUCUCCAAGUGUUGUUCGAGAUUAUACAUUGCAACAAAUAAAUAAUACUGAACAGGACCAAAUGUUAAUAAAUGUAAUAGUUGCUCAACUCGUUGGCGAUAGUGACCCAGAGUUGGGUGGAGCUGUACAAUUAGCUGGUGUAUUACGCCUGCUUCUUGAUCCAGAAAACAUGUUGGCUUCCGUUAACAAAUCAGAAAAGACUGAUUUCUUAAAUUACUUCUACAAGAAUAGUAUCGGAACAUUGAUAGCACCAUUGUUAGCAAACACAAUCGGAGAACGACCAGCAAGAGAGGAUUACAGAACAGUACAGCUUUUAGGAUUGAUCUUAGAGUUACUAUCAUUUUGUGUAGAGCAUCAUACAUACCACAUUAAGAAUUGCAUACUGAACAAAGAUCUGCUUAAACGAAUACUGGUUUUGAUGAAAUCAACACACACGUUUUUAGUAUUGUGCGCUUUAAGGUUUAUGAGAAAAAUUGUAGCACUGAAGGAUGAAUUUUACAAUAGAUAUAUCAUUAAAGGGAAUUUAUUUGCGCCUGUAUUUGAUGCAUUUGUGAGAAAUAACGGUAGAUAUAAUUUGUUGGAUUCUGCUAUUCUUGAAAUGUUUGAAUUUAUUAAACUGGAGGAUAUUAAAUCGUUAUGUUCGCACGUUGUUGAAAAUUUCUCGAAAGAAUUGGAAGCAAUUGAUUAUGUACAAACAUUUAAAGCUUUGAAAUUAAGGUACGAACAGCAUCAAGACAAGUUAAAGGAUCGGGACAGAGCAGCUCUUGACAGCGUUCCAUCCAUAUUGAGAAAUAGUCGAUACAGAAGGGACCAGAGACAGUUAGAUGAAGAGGAGGAAAUGUGGUUCAAUGAAGAGGAAGACUUUGAUGAGGGUGAGGCGGUCGUACCCGCAGCAGCAGCAGAUCUUGUGCCUCCUGCUUCUGCUAAGAAACAGUCAUCAACAUCAAACUCUGCGCUUAAUCCCGCCCUUGCAGAUUCUAAAAGUCAUCAUCAGCAACAGCAGCAACAACAGUCUGUGUUGAACAAUAAUACGGCUAACAAUAACAUUACCUCGCAACAAUCACAAAUCAAUAACACUACAACAACAACAAACGAAUCUCCUAUUACUUCGGAAAUCAAUCCAAAUUCAACCAUUGGCACAGUAGAGAAAGCUGGAACUGCACUAUUUAAGAAGGGCUUGGUCGAUUAUGAAGGAGAUUCAGACGAAGAAGAGGAGGAUACGGAAGUAACACCAUCUCCAAAACGACAAAGAUUGUCAUAGUAGGCAAACCGGAAGAAAACUGAGGAAUUUGUGAUUUUUAAUUGCUGCUAUACCAUUUCUGGCCCUUCUACUUGCACAGAGAAAUCGACCGAGAGAAAAGAUUGUACUGCAAACCUUUUUAUAACAGAUAAAGGACUAUUCUCUUUAAGUGAAUGGACGUAACGAGGAUACGUGUUCACAAUGUGGUGAAAAUGACAUACCUCUUUGUGCUUGUGUGUAUAAAUGUUCGAAAGGAUCGGUAUUGAACGCAGGUGGGUGAAAGGGUCUAAGAAAUGGGAUAUAUAUAAUUAGGAUUAAAAGAAAAAUGAUGAUGAACCAAUGCGAUAUAAAGAAAGAGAGAACUUUCUUUAAAUAAGACAUGAUCAUAAAAUUGUGGCAUAAUAUUAUAUGAUCACAUAAGUGUUAAAAAUAAUAAGAUUUUAACAAGAAAUAGUCCAUUCCACGUUGUCUGGAAACACCCCAUGUACUAGAAGAAAUUAUUUCACGAAUAGGCUAAGAAACUCUAGCCAGGCCUAGUGGUUCUUAUAAAUACAGAGUUUCUAAGCGUGUGCUUAGAUUCAUGUAAUAACUGAAAUUGUGACUAUACGUCAUAUUUACAUCUAUUAAGAAGAAACCUAUUAUGUAAAAAAAAUCACAUGUAAAAGUACAUGAUGUACCGCACAAAAACAACUAAGUGUUUUGUUUUGCCAUCCAUAAAUUUUCUUAUUCGUGUGAUGGGCAAUUAAGACCUGUCCUUAAAGGGGGUCAGACAUCAUGAAACUUUAUCCAAUUUAACAGAAAUAGUAUUUAGUUUGUAUAUAUAUGUAUAUUUGUAACGAUUGUAAAACAACCUUUCGCGGGUAAAGCAGACAAAAUGCGAUUCCUUCACAAAUUCAGUUCCCAAUUAAGGUUCUUUGAACGAGCUUUUCGGUUGUCAAUGUAAGUAGUAGAAAUUGUACAAUAAACAUAUUUGACUUGUGUA
Bombus terrestris (buff-tailed bumblebee) is the source of this 4839-nucleotide messenger RNA. RefSeq names its product serine/threonine-protein phosphatase 4 regulatory subunit 3 (gene flfl). The coding region runs from base 1440 to 3878 and encodes 812 amino acids. The record is from RefSeq and is a predicted model, not a curated record. Lineage: Eukaryota; Metazoa; Arthropoda; Insecta; Hymenoptera; Apidae. Gene Ontology annotation, molecular function: protein phosphatase activator activity. Gene Ontology annotation, cellular component: protein phosphatase 4 complex; nucleoplasm. Gene Ontology annotation, biological process: DNA damage response; protein dephosphorylation. The transcript is spliced from 5 exons.